AUAUCAUAGAAAUAAAUUUACUGCGGCGCUAUUCUUUCCGGCUGAUGGCUGCCCUGGGGGUCUUGCGAUGCACGAAAAGAUGUGCCAAACUCAAUGGAUAUUGUGGCGGCCCGGCGAUGGUGUCGGCGCGCAACACGGUGCCCUGCGAGCCGUCGCACAUUCCCGGCGGCGUCGGCAGUGUGGCCUGGGUACGGACAUUCUUUCGUCUCGUGAAACCUUCGGGCGGCGGCAACACGCUGCACUACUCCGAGAGAAAGCUGCUCGGGUACUCGGCAGAGCAGAUGUUUGAGGUGGUGUCAAGGGUGGAGUUCUACCGGGACUUUGUGCCCUGGUGCACACAGUCGCGCGUCACGGCUCGUUCUCCCCACGCCCUGACAGCCUACAUGCAGGUGGGCUUCGCACCUAUUGUUGAGAGCUAUACCUCUCAUGUCACACUGGUGCGGCCCACCCUCGUCAAGUCAGUAUGCUCAGAUGGUCGCCUCUUCAACCAUCUGGAGACCAUCUGGAGGUUCGAACCAGGCCUCGAGGACAACCCGAAAACCUGCACACUAGAUUUCAAGGUGUCCUUCGAGUUCCGCUCACGGCUGCACUCACACCUGGCACACAUGUUCCUAGACGAAGUGGUGCGGCAGAUGACUCGCGCCUUCCUCAACCGAGCAGCCACCCUCUAUGGCAAACAGUCGAUCCCGACGCGGAGCAGCAAGGUGCUGCCCUCUGGUGCUCCCUGACGCCGGCCCCCCGAGUAGUCUUGUCGUACACGGGGCUUCACCUCGACGUGGACUGAUUUUAGUCUUUUUUUUUUUUAUUAUUUUAGCUCCUCUCGCAGCCACGCUUCUCCUCACAUAUGCCCUCCCAGUUCCGCAACGUUCUGCCUGGAACUCCCUCACGUGGAUGUCACUUCGAGACCGCAAAGCUCAUCUACCAGGGGUGAAGCGACAGCGAGGGCAUUCUAGAUGUGUUCAAAGGCAAGGGUCGUUUUUGGCGGCCUGAAGCAAGCUGGUGACAAGCCGAAAAGUUCCAUGGCAGCCAUCAGCCGGAGGACUGACGUCCUUGACGUGAUGCCUCGCAAAGGAGGCCAGACAGCGCAAGAGGACUGAGUGGCGGCAACUUCAGCCGUGACUUCUGGGUGUCCUCAUUACCUGAGCCGCUUCAGAUUUGUCAUGGCAGCCAUUGUUCAGCCAUAAACAAAGACGGUAACGAUGCUGGGAAAGAAGCAGCCACGUAAAAGGUUCCUGUUCAGUAAAUUAAAAUUCCCAAAUUUUUUGAAGUUGUUGAGCAAUUGAAAUUCACGUGUUUGCAUUUAUUUAGUAAAAGGUUAAGAGGGUUUAAUAGCAAGUUAAUGGUUUGCUCACUUCAAAUUGGUCAGACACGCAAUAAUGCAAAGCUCACAGAAGGUUGUGCUGCUGACAUUAGAAGUUUAGCAGUGAUUUCUUCUAUUGUCUUGUGUGUCUAUGGCGAGAGGGGGAGAUAAUCCAGUGGCAAGAACAGCAGUUAACGCUAGCAGAUGCACAGCAGAGUUUCAGCAGAACAUGUUAUAAUUAGUGCUUAGUAAUCUUCGUGGUCGUUGGGUGCAAACUUGCACUGAGCUUUGAAUAUAGGUUCUACCUUUGUUUAUUUAUCCUUUCUUUCUGCAUGAAGCUAUUGUAAAUAAAAUAUUUUUGUUUUUGAA
Molecule: messenger RNA, 1669 nt
Organism: Dermacentor andersoni
Lineage: Eukaryota; Metazoa; Arthropoda; Arachnida; Ixodida; Ixodidae
Product: coenzyme Q-binding protein COQ10 homolog B, mitochondrial
Biological process (GO): cellular respiration
Cellular component (GO): mitochondrion
Molecular function (GO): ubiquinone binding
Source: RefSeq, a predicted model, not a curated record